Epithele typhae is the source of this 381-nucleotide messenger RNA. RefSeq names its product 60S ribosomal protein L31. Gene Ontology annotation, cellular component: ribosome; cytosolic large ribosomal subunit. The coding region runs from base 1 to 381 and encodes 126 amino acids. Gene Ontology annotation, molecular function: structural constituent of ribosome. Lineage: Eukaryota; Fungi; Basidiomycota; Agaricomycetes; Polyporales; Epitheliaceae. The transcript has 5 exons. Gene Ontology annotation, biological process: cytoplasmic translation. The record is from RefSeq and is a predicted model, not a curated record.
AUGGCCCCCGCCUCCAAGACCACCAAAAAGAGCGGCAAGACGCGCUCCGCCCUCCAGGAUGUCGUGACCCGCGAAUACACCGUCCACCUCCACAAGCGCGUCCACGGCCGCUCCUUCAAGAAGCGUGCUCCCUGGGCCGUCAAGUCCGUCGUCGAGUUUGCGCAGAAGGCUAUGGGAACCACCGACGUCCGCCUCGACCCCAAGCUCAACCAGGCCCUCUGGGCCAAGGGCAUCAAGUCCGUCCCCCACCGGAUACGCGUAAAGCUUGAGCGCAAGCGUAACGACGAGGAAAACGCGAAGGAGAAGCUCUUUACCUACGCGAGCUGGGUGCCCGUAGACUCGUUCAAGGGUCUCGAGACCGUUCUUGUCGACGCGGAGUAA